UUAUAGGUCUCUGUCGUGACAUGUACGUCAAGUUUUACACUACAUCCAUGUUUGUCAUGCAUGACAGAUGUCAGAUGACCUUCCUCAUUUCUAAUCUCUCAAAUCAUUAUUUUUAUCUGGAACGAGAGCUUUGUUAUUAUUUUUUUUCCUUGUGCUUGUUCUGUACCAUAAGAAAUCAUUGGGAUUUGCUAGAUAAAGAGUGACUCAGGAAAGAGGAUUACUUAACAUGUUUCAUCAGUGCGAAUCUUGCUAACAGUGAUUUGUGAAUUCUGCGUAUUUUUUUCAGCCUACCAAAAUGCUCUUUGAAAACCUCGACAAGUGUCUAAAAAAGAAUCCAAAUUUAUCGUACGAUGAAGCAUGUAUAGAUAUUAGAAAUACCUUUAGCCAAAAUGUCUCGAUUUACUACCAGUAUGAUGAAUGCCACAAGUGCAACUAUCAACUGCUUACAGUUCUUGAGCCACUUGCAAAUACUUCAGUGCUUGCUAAGACUAUAUCACCUAUACAGAUGUUUUACCGUUUAGAAGAUAAUGAUAAGUGCCAUUUUCAGAAGUUGCUCUAUGAACAUUAUAGAUAUGGCUGGAACAUCACAGAACAAUGUUCUCCACUCUAUGUUAAACAACCUGCUGAUGAUGCAUAUUUGCCUAUCUUGAUGGCAUUUGUAGUCUUGUUCUGCUUUGGCACAUUAUGGUAUAUGGUGAAGUGUAUUUAUAAAAAUAGUGGUAGGCUUCGACAACUUUUGGUAUGGAACACAGAAAUGGAAAUGGAUCUGGGCAGCUCUUCAGUUAGCACGCCACUGGUGAUUGAAAGAGUGCCAUCACAUAAGAAACAUCCACAUCGCAUAAAGUCCAUAGAUAUCUUUAGAGGGCUGUGCAUCAUCCUGAUGAUUUUUGUCAAUUAUGGAGGUGGCCAGUACUGGUUUUUCAAACAUUCUGUGUGGAAUGGAAUUACCAUUGCUGACCUUGUUUUUCCAUGGUUUCUUUGGGUGAUGGGCUUUUCUUUGUCCAUUUCACUUCAGAACAAAUUACGCCGUGCUGUUCCCCGACGCCAUCUAGUGUGCCAAGUAUUGAGAAGAUCGUUGAUCCUCGUCCUUCUGGGCCUCGUUCUGAAUUCGAACAAAAAUAUGUCUACAAUCGCCGAUCUGAGGUUCCCAGGAGUGUUGCAGAGGAUUGGAAUCUGCUACCUCUUCGUCGGUUUGCUUGAAGUUGUCUUCACGAAACGUACAGAAAUUGAGGUAAUUUACUUUGCAAAUAUAUCGCCAGUGUACGACAUAAUCUCGGCAUGGCCCCAGUGGUUCAUCGUCUCCAUUUUGGUAUUCAUCCACACAUGCGUCACCUUCCUGGCCGACGUACCCAGAUGUGGACGCGGUUAUUUGGGCCCAGGAGGUUUGGAUGAGGGUGGCAAGUACCAGAACUGUACUGGAGGGGUUGCUGGGUACAUCGACAGGGAGGUGUUUGGUGAUCACAUGUACAGGCAUCCAGCGUGCGAGAGGGUCUAUGAAAACGCGGUCUAUUUUGAUCCUGAGGGUAUUUUGGGCACUCUGACAUCCAUACUAACAGUAUAUUUUGGUGUACAAGCUGGAAGAACACUGAACACCUAUCAGAGUAUCAGGGCAAAAAUAAUUCGGUGGGCCAUUUGGGGCGUUACUACCGGCCUUGUGGGCGGAGCAUUGAGCGGUUUCUCUCGUGAUGACGGUCCAGUACCUUUAAACAAACAACUUUGGUCUCUUUCAUUUGCUCUUGUCACCUCAGGCAUGGCUUUUAUUAUCCAAGGAGGCCUCUUCCUCAUCGUAGAUAUCCUACGCAAAUGGGGUGGUCGACCCUUCUUCUACCCAGGCAUGAACGCCAUCAUACUUUACGUGGGACACGAGCUGAUGAGGGAUACUUUCCCCUUCGGUUGGAAGCCUACGUCCAGGACCCACGGUACCUUCCUAUUUAUGAAUCUCUGGGGUACCUUCCUGUGGGUCGCCAUAUCUAUUUUUUUGUAUAAACGUAAUAUAUUCAUGACGAUUUAAAGAGUGAUAUAUGCUUAUGAAGUUAUGUUUAUGGUAGAGGAGUGUAUUAUAUUAAUCAUACUCAAGUUUAUAUGUUCUAGGCUAGUGUAUUUUUAUUGCUCAGUUGACUGAUUUUUUUGGAUAUUGAUUGGUAUGUGUAUUUUAAGAACCUUGAAUAAAUUGAGUACUUAGUAA
This is a messenger RNA of Acanthoscelides obtectus, 2185 nucleotides long. NCBI's taxonomy places the organism in Eukaryota, Metazoa, Arthropoda, Insecta, Coleoptera, Chrysomelidae. The record is from the annotation of a GenBank genome assembly.